CUGUUGUUUGUUGUUUGCGUGUCGACCAAGGGAAAAAGGGUAGACAGACAAGAAAGACAGCAACCAUGAAGAUUAUCGAACUCAUUAUCGAUGGGUUCAAGUCCUACAGUCAGAGAACCGUCAUUUCUGGCUGGGACCAGAGUUUCAAUGCUGUUACUGGCCUGAACGGUUCGGGAAAGUCGAAUAUUCUUGACUCAAUAUGUUUUGUCCUGGGUAUCACGAACAUGUCCACUGUACGAGCGCAGAACCUUCAAGACCUCAUCUACAAGCGCGGUCAAGCCGGUGUUACCAAGGCCAGCGUGACCAUUGUGUUCGACAACAGCGACAAGAGUACGAGUCCGAUCGGGUUCGAAGAGUAUGGACAAAUCAGCGUAACUCGACAAAUCGUCAUGGGUGGAACGAGUAAAUAUCUCAUCAAUGGACAUCGAGCACAACAAACGACCGUCCAGAACCUUUUUCAGAGUGUCGGUCUAAACAUCAACAACCCGAACUUCAUCAUUAUGCAAGGUCGAAUCACAAAGGUCCUAAAUAUGAAGGCGGCGGAAAUAUUGGCCAUGAUCGAAGAGGCUGCUGGUACGCGAAUGUUUGAGGAUCGAAAAGAAAAGGCGCAGAAAACCAUGGCCAAGAAAGAAAUGAAAGUCGUUGAAAUUGAGGGUUUGUUGAGAGAAGAGAUUGAACCUAAACUCGACAAACUUCGUGGUGAAAAACGAGCGUGGCUAGAUUACCAGAAAACACAGAGUGAACUGGAACGACUGACGCGUGUUGUGGUUGCGGCAGACUAUGUUCGCGCCGGUGACAAGAUGAAGUCUGCCAACGAAGAACACGAAACAAAGCGAGCCAAAGUUCAACACCUUGAAGAAAAUGCCAUCAAGCUUAAGCGCGAAAUUGAAAACCUGGAUGAAGACGCACAGAGAGUUCGGUCGGUCCGAGAAAAGGAGAUGCGUAAAGGUGGCCGGUUCCAAGAGCUUGAGAAUCAGGUCAAGGAACUCAGUCAUGAACUCGUACGACUGUCAACUGUUCUGGAUUUGAAGCAGUCGAGUGUGGCAGAAGAAGAGCAGCGAAAGAAGGACAUUGCCAAGAACGUCAAGAACCUGGAAAAACAGGUCGCUGACAAGAAGAAGAGCUUGGAGAAGCUCCAAUCCAAGUGGGACGGCGCAAAAUCCGAACUCGACGCACAACAUGCCGAAGUUGAAAAGAAGGAAGAGCUUUUAUCGACGCUACAGACGGGUGUCGCGUCUCGAGAAGGACAAGAAAGUGGUUACCAAGGGCAACUUUCAGAAGCACGAAACCGUCUGACGACAGCCGGUACUGAACAAGAACAAGCGAAACUAAAAAUCUCACAUCUCGAAAAGCGCAUCAAGGAGGAUGAGCCUCGAGCGAAGAAGGCGAGGGAACAAAAUGCUGGCCUGCUGAAAGACCUGGAGGUUCUACGAAAGCAGGCCCAGAAACUCGAAGCUGAUCUACAGAAAAUGGGUUUCGACCCUGGCAGGGAAGAAGCUAUGCGAGAGCGAGAGGUUGCACUUCAGAAGAGCAUCAGGAAUCUGUCUCAAGAGGCGGAUGGGCUCAAGAGGAAGGUUGCCAAUGUUGAUUUCCACUUCAGUGAUCCUUCGCCCAACUUCGAUCGAUCUAGAGUCAAAGGUCUUGUUGCUCAACUCUUUACGUUGGACAAAGACAAGUCAAUGGCUGGGACCGCCCUGGAGAUUUGUGCUGGCGGAAGGCUCUACAACGUUGUCGUCGACACAGCCGAGACAGGUACACAGCUGCUGCAGAACGGGAAGCUCAAGAAGAGAGUCACAAUCAUUCCGCUGAACAAAAUCUCUGCUUUCAAAGCAUCAGCGGCAAAGGUUGGCGCUGCGCAACGAAUCGCGCCUGGAAAGGUUGACUUGGCUUUGUCAUUGAUCGGAUUUGACGAUGAAGUUUCGGCUGCUAUGGAUUAUGUCUUUGGCACGACACUUAUAUGCCAGGAUGCAGACACCGCUAAGAGAGUCACAUUUGACCCAGCUGUUCGGCUGAAGAGCGUUACGCUCGAGGGCGACGUGUAUGACCCAUCCGGCACCUUGUCUGGUGGCAGCUCGCCCAAUUCAAGUGGCGUUCUUGUCAUUCUUCAAAAAUUGAACGAAGUCACAAAAGAGCUUGAAAAACAUCAGGCUGAGCUACGAGAACUUCAGGAGACCAUGAGGAAUGAACAAGCCAAAUUAGCCAGCAUCAAGACCGUCAAGGAGGAGCUCGACCUGAAGACGCACGAAAUUAAACUUGCCGAGGAGCAAAUUUCUGGUAACUCGUCGUCUUCCAUCAUACAGGCCAUUGAGGAAAUGAAAGCUUCAAUCUCGCAGUUGAAGCAAGACAUGUCUACUGCGAGGACAAGACAAGAAGAGGCGGCCAAAGACGUCAAGCGGAUCGAGAGAGAUAUGGAGGACUUUAGCAAGAACAAAGACAGUAAACUGAAGGAGCUUGAAAAAUCCUUGGUAGAGUUGAAGAAGUCUCUAACCAAAACACAAGGAGCCAUCAAAGCACUUCAGAGGGAACUGCAAGAUGUCAGGAUCGACUGUGAACAAGCUGAGAGUGAUCUGAGUGCUGCCGAAGAACAGAUGGUCGAGGUGACCAACGCCAUUGAAGUACAAAAACAAGAGCUCAACACACUGCGAGAAGAAGAGGCUAGCGUCAAGAGCAACCACGACAUUGCACAGGCUGAACUCACAGAUGAACAAGCCAAGUUGACAGGCUUCGAUGACGAACUCCGCGAACUCGAACAAGCAAAAUCCAAAAAAUCAAAACAAAUCAGCGAAGAGGCGCUCGAAGCACAGAAACUCGGCCAUGCCGUAGAGAAGGCUCAGAAGGACGCACAGGCAGCUUCGCAAUUGGUGACCGCUCUGGAGAAAGAGCACGACUGGAUUGAAGACAACAAGGAUCAGUUCGGUCGGGCCGGGACACCGUACGACUUCCAAGGCAAGAAUCUUGCCGAGAGCCGGGCCACGCUGAAGAACGUGACGGAGCGUUUCCAGGGCAUGAAGAAGAAGAUCAACCCCAAGGUCAUGCCCAUGAUCGAUAGUGUCGAGAAGAAGGAAACCAGCCUGAAGAACAUGCUCCGAACGGUGAUUCGCGACAAGAAGAAGAUCGAAGAGACGAUUGUCACGCUCGAUGAGUACAAGAAGGAAGCUCUGGUCAAAACCUGGCGCAAGGUCACGGAGGACUUUGGCAACAUCUUUUCAGAUCUCUUGCCGGGCAACAACACGGCCAAACUUGUUCCUCUUGACGACGACAUCAAUCGAAUUCAGCAGGGCCUGGAGGUCAAGGUGUGCCUGGGCAAGGUAUGGAAGCAGAGUCUGACUGAAUUGUCGGGUGGACAACGAUCGCUUGUUGCGCUCUCGCUUAUCCUGGCAUUGCUGCAAUUCAAGCCGGCACCAAUGUACAUCCUCGACGAGGUGGAUGCCGCACUGGAUCUGUCGCAUACGCAGAAUAUUGGUCGCAUCAUCAAGACGAGGUUCACCGGGUCACAAUUUAUCGUGGUCAGCUUGAAGGACGGUAUGUUUCAGAAUGCAAACAGAGUGUUUAGGACAAGAUUCUCAGAGGGAACGAGUGUGGUGACUGUCAUGACGCCUGGGGAGAUCAAGGGAUAGUUGACUGGUGUUGUUUUUGGUCGCCUUGUGUUUGUGGCACGAUUUCUUGGAAAUUUGUUCGAGAGUACCUUGGUCUUUGGUUGCUUCGGGUGGGCAUGGGUAACGACUUGAUGAGCGUACGUGUUUGUAUAUUCUUUUUUGAUGGUCAGAUAAUGCUAUCCAUAUGGGUCAC
Messenger RNA from Exophiala oligosperma, 3789 nucleotides. RefSeq lists its product as uncharacterized. Gene Ontology annotation, cellular component: chromosome. Gene Ontology annotation, molecular function: protein binding; ATP hydrolysis activity; ATP binding. The record is from RefSeq and is a predicted model, not a curated record. The coding region runs from base 66 to 3617 and encodes 1183 amino acids. The transcript has 3 exons. NCBI's taxonomy places the organism in Eukaryota, Fungi, Ascomycota, Eurotiomycetes, Chaetothyriales, Herpotrichiellaceae. Gene Ontology annotation, biological process: chromosome organization.